This is a messenger RNA of Acanthoscelides obtectus, 7597 nucleotides long. NCBI's taxonomy places the organism in Eukaryota, Metazoa, Arthropoda, Insecta, Coleoptera, Chrysomelidae. The record is from the annotation of a GenBank genome assembly.
ACCACCAAAAGUAUGGUCCAGCAUACGACAAGUUUCCGAAUAUAAUCUUUUUGAACGGGUAUCUAAAAAAAACUAAUUUGAUUGGUGAAUACUAGCUACUAAUUUUUCACUGAAGUCAGACAAGAGGCUGUGCAGCAAGCUUUGGCUCAAGCGAUGCAGAACAGGCACAAACCUUCAAUGCCGAUGCCAUCGAAGAGAACGUCAGUGAUGGCGAGAAGUCCUGAUAGGGAUAGACAUGACUCCGCCGAAUCCUCAUCCGACGAAGACAGCCUGGCGACUGAAGAUCCGUUGGUGGGAGGCGCGCCGGAAGGCGGAGGCGGUACCCCUGAUCGACCCUCCCGCCACGGAGGCGGCGCCUUCCCCCCUCCACCUCCCUCGGACACCAGCAGCGCAGGAUCGCCGCCGCCCCCGCUGCCGGCCGCCCAUCGGCCGCAAAGGACGCAAAGGGAACAUUGGACCAGGGAGGGGAUCACGGAUAUAUCGCACAACUAUAGACCAUAUUCGCAACCUCCCGACGUAACCCACACCACAUCGACGCCAUCUAUGAGCGUCGGGCUGCGACCGUCGGCCGUAUUAAAUCAACGACCGGCCGCAGCAGAUCGCGUAAAUAGGUACGGCGGCGGCGGUACGGGGGAUACGGGAGACGGAAGCAGUACCGGCGGUACCGGAAGAUGGAAGGUGUCCGCGAAGAUCCAACAGUUGCUCAAUACGCUCAAGAGGCCGAAGAGGAGACCGUUGCCGGAAUUCUAUGAGGAUGACGACAUUGAGCUGGAGAUCGCGGCGAAUCCGAAGGACCCGAAUGCGCCGAAACCAGAAGGUAGCUGUAUGAGUCCAGCGGUAGGAGAACAAUUAGUGAUUCCCUCAGGACUACCUAGAAGUCUUGAAGCAGCUAUUACUAGAUACGGAAAUGCCACGUUUAAGGCUUCAGUCGCCACGGUGCUAGAUCCAAAUGGAAAAUUAUCAACUACAUUAACAUACGGUAAAUUAUUAAGUAGAUCGCACAAAAUAGCGUACGCACUGCUAACGAAGUCGUUUAGUAAAAACGGCGACACUAGUUUAAAAUCAGGUGAUAGAGUGGCUCUAGUCUACCCCAACAACGAUCCAAUCAAUUUUCUGUGUGCUUUCUACGGAUGCUUGCAAGCUGGAAUCGUCCCCGUUCCUAUAGAGGUUCCGAUAACAAGGCGAGAUGCAGGUUCUCUCCAAAUAGGUUUUCUAUUAGGCAGUUGUGCUGUGCAAGUGGCUUUAACAUCGGAGGCUUGUCUUAAAGGUUUACCUAAAACGACAUCCGGCGAAGUGAUACAAUUCAAAGGGUGGCCGAAACUGACUUGGUUCGUUACGGAACAUCUUGCGAAAACGCCCAAAGAUUGGCUACCUACACCAAGCAGACUGACAGAUGAAACGCCAGCAUACAUAGAAUACAGCACGGAUCGCGAUGGUUCCGUGAUGGGUGUGACCAUAACCAGAGCUGCCAUGGUACAGCAUUGUAGGAUGCUAACGAUGGCGUGCAACUAUACGGAAGGCGAGAAUAUGGUCUGCGUUCUAGACUUCAAACGAGAGGUGGGCCUGUGGCACUCUGUCCUCACCAGCGUGCUGAACGGCAUGCACGUCAUCUACAUUCCUUACGCUCUAAUGAAAGUGAACCCGGCCAGCUGGAUGCAAAUGAUCACAAAGCAUCGCGCAUGCGUGGCCGUCGUCAAAUCCAGGGACCUGCACUGGGGCCUAUUAGCCACGAAGGACCACAAGGACGUCAACUUGGGCUCGCUCAGGAUGCUUUUGGUGGCGGACGGAGCGAAUCCGUGGUCGUUGUCCUCCUGUGAUCAAUUCUUAUCAGUAUUCCAGUCUAAGGGUCUCCGGGCAGACGCGAUAUGCCCAUGUGCCAGUAGUAGUGAAGUAAUGACGGUAUCUGUUCGAAGACCGGGUAGGGGUGGUGUAAACGCGACAGGCAGGGGCGUACUGUCGAUGCAAGGUCUCAGUUAUGGAGUAGUAAGAGUGGACCAAGAGAACAGCCUCACGUCACUUACGUUGCAAGAUUGCGGACAAGUUAUGCCAGGAUGUGUGAUAGUAGUUGUAAAAAUGGAAGGCCCAGCGUACCUGUGCAAAACGGACGAAGUGGGCGAGAUCUGUGUAAAUUCAGGGGCGACAGGCACCCAAUAUUGGGGCCUGCAGGGCCUAAGUAACACCACCUUCCACGUUCAACCUUUAGGUUCGGACGGCAAACCUAUCUCAGACGCCGAAUAUACGAGGUCUGGCCUCUUAGGAUUUCUAGAGCCUGAAUUGACGUUGUCCUCAACCUGUGCAAUCGUUUCAGGACCUGGAGGCUUGGUGUUCGUAUGCGGUUCCAGGGACGGACUGAUGACGGUAACCGGAAGGAAGCACAACGCGGAUGACAUCAUCGCAACAGUGUUAGCGGUGGAGCCGAUGAAGUUCAUUUAUAGAGGAAGGAUAGCAGUGUUUUGUAUAAAAGUACUCAGGGACGAAAGGAUAUGCGUGAUUGCCGAGCAAAGGCCUGAUUGUAGUGAAGAAGAGUCAUUCCAAUGGAUGUCGCGCGUGUUGCAAGCCGUCGACAGCAUCCACCAAGUGGGCAUCUAUUGUCUGGCGCUGGUGCCCCCUAACUACCUGCCGAAGACCCCCUUAGGGGGCAUUCAUCUGUCAGAAACGAAACGACGCUUCCUGGAAGGCACCUUGCAUCCCGCCAACGUGCUUAUGUGCCCCCAUACGUGUGUGACGAACUUGCCCAAACCCCGAGAGGUGCAUUCUGGCUACAACAUAACCUGUGCGUUCCUUGUGCGUGUUUCAGCAAGCGACUGUGUUUCAGACGUGGGCCCGGCGUCUGUCAUCGUAGGAAAUUUGGUGCAAGGCAAUCGGUUGGCCAGCGCUCAAGGCCGGGAAAUAGGCGGAUUGAUGGAAGAAGGAGCCGGUGAUCAACAGUUCAUCGCCGAAAUCCUCCGCUGGCGCGCCCAAGGUACCUCGGACCACGUCCUCUUCACGCUUCUGAACAGCAAGGGCGCGGUGGCCAAGGCUCUAACCUGCUCGGAGCUGCACAAAAGGGCUGAACGCAUCGGCAGCCUUCUAGUGGAAAAAGGCAGAGUUAAUACCGGUGAUCACGUGGCGCUGAUCUUCCCUCCCGGAUUGGAUCUGGUGUGCGCUUUUUACGGAUGUUUGUAUGUAGGCGUGGUGCCCGUCACUAUCAGGCCUCCGCAUCCGCAAAAUUUGCAAACCACGCUGCCGACUGUUAGGAUGAUAGUGGAUGUUUCGAAAUCCGUACUGGUGCUUUCAACGCAGGCUGUGAUCAAGCUUCUUCGUUCUAAAGAGGCUAGUAAUGUAGUUGAUAUUAAAUCAUGGCCACUCAUAUUGGACACUGACGACAUGCCCAAGAAAAAACUGCCCAUGGCAUACAGGGCACCGACGGCAGAGAUGUUGGCCUACCUAGACUUCAGCGUUUCUACCACCGGCAUGUUAGCUGGCAUCAAAAUGUCUCAUGCAGCUGUGACGAAUCUUUGUAAAAGUAUGAAGCUAGCCUGUGAAUUAUACCCUAGCAGGCACAUAGCGCUGUGCUUGGAUCCGUACUGCGGACUUGGGUUUGCUUUAUGGUGUUUAAGCAGCAUAUACUCAGGCCACCACUCGAUAUUAAUACCCCCUUCAGAGGUCGAAGUCAACCCGGGUCUUUGGCUGAGCGCCGUGAGCCAAUACAAAGUCCGUGACACGUUCUGCUCGUACGGGGUGAUGGAACUGUGCACCAAGGGCCUGGGUUCUUCUGUCAACCAGCUGAAAUCACGCGGUAUCAACCUGGCUUGCGUCAGGACUUGUGUCGUUGUGGCAGAGGAAAGGCCAAGAAUCAACCUCACCACGAGUUUCUCGAAGUUGUUCAGCGCGAUAGGGCUCAGUCCUAGAGCGGUGUCGACGUCGUUCGGAUGCAGGGUCAACGUUGCUAUAUGUUUACAGGGGGCCUCAAGUCCUGAGCCCUCGUCGGUCUACGUAGACCUCCGAGCGCUGAGAAACGACCGGGUGAGUCUUGUAGAACGGGGCAGUCCUCACAGUCUGUGCCUGAUGGAAAGCGGAAAACUCCUUCCUGGCGUAAAAGUGAUCAUCGCAAAUCCCGAGACGAAAGGGCAGUGUGGGGAUUCCCACUUGGGAGAAAUCUGGGUGCAGAGUGGACAUAAUGCUAGCGGGUACUUCACUAUCUACGGGGACGAGAGCGAGUAUGGGGAUCAUUUCAAUGCCAGAUUGGUCACAGGCAACACGGGCGAAGUGUACGCGCGCACCGGCUACCUAGGCUUCCUGCGCCGUCUCGACGACUCUGGCCCCGAACGCGGCACGGGAGCCGGUCCACUCACCGCUGACGAAACGAUCCUCGUACCGUCACGUGACAGCGACGCGGAGUCGAUUGGCUCGGCGCAUCACGUGGCCGCUCUGCCGGCCACGCAAAGCGGAGCGGCGGGAGACGGCGGCCCGCCCGAGCUGCACGACGCCGUGUUCGUCGUUGGCGCGCUCGACGAGACUAUCGUGUUGAGGGGAAUGCGGUAUCAUCCAAUCGACAUCGAGAACAGUGUGUUGAGGUGUCACAAGAAGAUCGCCGAGUGUGCCGUAUUCACGUGGACCAACCUGCUGGUGGUAGUCGUAGAGCUCGACGGCAACGAGAGCGAAGCGUUAGAUCUCGUCCCCUUAGUAACGAACACGGUACUAGAAGAGCACCACCUGAUCGUAGGAGUGGUAGUAGUGGUGGACCCAGGGGUGGUACCGAUCAAUUCCAGAGGCGAAAAACAACGGAUGCACCUCAGGGACGGAUUCUUAGCUGACCAGUUAGACCCCAUCUACGUCGCGUACAAUAUGUAACGUAGACCAAACGGGAUGGUUAAGAGACGUGGUGUUGGAACUGAUAUGGUUGCGAGAAGUAUGUAACGCAGAGGAUAGGGCAGAAUUUGUGGAUGAUCUUACGGUUUCGUAUAGCAGGCAAGGCUCUAUAUCUAAGCGACCCUUAGCAGUUGAGUGGCGACCUUAAAUAAGCAUCUCAGUCGUUUCUUGAGGCCUCCUUGUUUUUUGCGUCCUAUACGAAAUUUUGCACUUAUUCUAAUAAACGAUUUGAAAACCGAGCAUUCUUGUGGGAAAUUUUCCAACAUGAUUUUAUUUCUAAAAUCGCAUUUGUUGGAUGCCUUUUAACGUUUUUUUGACUCUGAAUAAAAAAGGUCCUUUGUCACCCCCUCUAAAGUUAGCCUUCGAAUUACAGGAGAUUAAUUAAUUGUCAAAACAAAGUUCAAACCCUCCUCUCCAACACCUCGAAGAGUAUUUUUCGCUCGGUUUAUUUUGAAGCAUUGUUUUAACUGUUACUAAUGCUUCAAGGACCACGAGCAUGAUACGGCAAAUUAUUGAAGAUUGAUCAGAAUGAUAAAGAAAAAACGUUUUCUGGAGCGAAAAUAAAUGUUUUUGUAAUGUUAAAAAUGAUGAAUAAAAAUAUAGUUGGAAAAUUUGUCACGAGAAUGGUUGAUGAACAGAAACGACCAGAUCUAAAAAAUAUUACAAUUCUUACGCACUGAUAUGAUAUUGAUAAGGGCUAGACGAAACCUUGUUAUUGUGGCUUUUAUAUAACGAUUUUUAAUGACAAAAUUUUAGGUUGAAAAAUGCAGACGCAAAAGAAGUAGAUUUUUUAACCGACGUUUUGAUAUUCGUUUUUUUUGUUGUUGAAUUUUUUUUAAACAAGAACGGACUCAAUCUACUUUGAAAUGCAAAAAAAAAAUAAUGGAGAAUCCUCAAUUCGUCUUGUGUCAUAUUAUUUUCAGUUAUUUUAAGAUUUUGGAUAUUUCCGUUUGAUUUUUUCUAGAAACGACUCUUUUUAGAAAAAUAUUCUUAUCACAAAAAUAAUAAACAUAUAUUUGACUAUUUCUUAAUCAAUUUUUAUAUGAAACCUCAAUGAAUGCGUACAUAAUAUAAAUCAAAGCAGAGAUCUCAUGAAAAUCUGUGGUUUCAAAAAUAUAAAAAUUUAACCAAGUUGCAUCUCAAUUACUAAUUUAACGAAAAAUGAGGCAACUCUCGGAAAACCAAUUUGAUUUCUUUCAAAUUAUGCUCAAGAAAAAAAAAAUGUAUAUAUGAACAAUCAUAUGUGAGUAGAUUAGCAAUAUUACAUUCUCAGUUGUUUCCAAAAUUGAUAUUAGUCAAAAAAUUAUUUACAGGGACCAAUAACUUUCUACGGGGAGACUGGUUCGUAAACUAAAAAUCAUGUACAAGGGCUUCUUGAACGUUCGUAUCUAAAAUGUGGUGUUCAAUUAUGACAAAUUUCCUUGGAUCGCACAUUUUCCUUGAAAAUGUCAGAACGACAGAAACAACAGAAAAAAAUCAAGCUACUCUUUAUACUGAAUACACAACUACAGUUGUACUAUAUAGGACAACUAUAGUUGUUUGAUGUAAGUCUAGAUUUGGCUCAAUCGUUGGUGUAAUUGAUGUAAAGGCCUAAUACGGCUAUUUGUUCAUUUCGACUUGCUUCUGAGAUAUAGUGCAACGUAAUUUCCAUCUUAUUUUAGUUUUAUACCGAGUCGACUAUUAUUUUCUCAAUUUACGAUGUUUGUAGGGUAUACUUCUUUGCCAUAAUAUCACCUUAAACUUCGUGAUCAUGAGUAGGAGCAAGUGUAACCUCUUUAAUAGUCACACAGAUUGAAAUGAAGUAGCUUUCUCUUGAGACCUCGUAUUUGUGAAUUGGUGACGUUUCCGUAAAUUUUUGACAACAAUAGGGCUGCUAUACAUAAUUUUCAAAAUGUAUUUUGACGCAGGCUCUAUAUGACAUUUUAAUAACGUUCUUUUAUGACGUUUUUGAAACCCCCAAAAAAAUCACAGAGAAACUUUUUGUAACUUUUACUAUAUGUUUUACUUUUUGAAAUACGCGCAAAAAACUGAAAAUUGUUUUGGAGACUGAACAUUUUGGUGUUUCUCCCCAGCUCGUUUUGGGAUGAACCAUUAUAAAGAAAGUAAUCAACAAAAUUCAAAGCAUAUAACUUGGAAGUUCUUGAUAUUCUGUAUGAUUGCUUAUUUUGACUUGCUAUAAGUUUUUUGGGAGUUUCACAGACUCUGAAUAACAGUACUCUAGUCUCAUUUAAAUGAAUAUAUAUUGGGCUGCUAAGUAUUUUUUAUUUGUGAAGGUUGUGUUUCGCCCUUAGUGUUUAAAAUGUCUUAGUUAAUUUUUAUCUCAUGUUUUUAUACAGUUGAAUUUUUUAAAUUAUAUUCUGUGUAUUUAUGAAAACGUUCUGACGCGGUCAUUCUUCAGUAAAUCUUCGCCGUAAUAUUUUUUGUAAAUACCUAGUAUUUUAUUUGUUAUAAGCAUCAGUCCUUUUUCACACGUUAUUCUCAUCACGCCGAAUGCUUACAAAGUGUUACAUAGCAUAAUGGUAAUUCGUGUAGAGCCCCUUUUAUGUAUUUUGUAGUGAAACAGGACUAAGUGCACAAAAUUCUGUUUAUAUACAGAGUAUGACAAUAGCUUAAUUUUGUUGUACAUAUAAUGUAGCGUAUUAAACCUAGUAACUACACAUUUGAAUAUUCUUUUUUCUUAGUGAUGUAAAAGAAUAACUACGUAAAUUGUGGACACAGUUGCAAAUGAAUAAAUGUAUCUUUAUAA